UGAGGCAGUAAAGCGAGCGCGGAGCGAGGCAGUGCUAAGUGUUGCGGUUCCAGUGCCGGGGGAGCGACUGAGCGAGCGAGCGCGAGAAGAUGUCCGGGCGCGGGAAGCAGGGCGGCAAGGCGCGGGCCAAGGCCAAGUCGCGCUCGUCGCGGGCCGGGCUGCAGUUCCCCGUGGGCCGCGUGCACCGGCUGCUGCGCAAGGGCAACUACGCGGAGCGCGUGGGCGCCGGCGCGCCGGUGUACCUGGCGGCCGUGCUGGAGUACCUGACGGCCGAGAUCCUGGAGCUGGCGGGCAACGCGGCCCGCGACAACAAGAAGACGCGCAUCAUCCCCCGCCACCUGCAGCUCGCCAUCCGCAACGACGAGGAGCUCAACAAGCUGCUGGGCAAGGUGACGAUCGCGCAGGGCGGCGUGCUGCCCAACAUCCAGGCUGUGCUGCUGCCCAAGAAGACCGACAGCCACAAGGCGAAAGCCAAGUAAAUCUCAUCUGACUAACAACCCAAAGGCUCUUUUCAGAGCCACCCACAAGAUCCUAAAAGAGCUGAGUUACCGCAACAACAAUGAAUGCCGUUUUGCAUUAACUACUCCAUUCUUGUUUUAACUUUUUUUUUAUUUUUGGUUGGAUAAAGUAGCAACGUUUUCCAUGUUUGUGAUAACAAAGUCUUGCCAAAACGUC
Agelaius phoeniceus (red-winged blackbird) is the source of this 675-nucleotide messenger RNA. Its product is annotated as histone H2A-IV. Gene Ontology annotation, molecular function: DNA binding; protein heterodimerization activity; structural constituent of chromatin. Gene Ontology annotation, cellular component: nucleosome. NCBI's taxonomy places the organism in Eukaryota, Metazoa, Chordata, Aves, Passeriformes, Icteridae. The record is from RefSeq and is a predicted model, not a curated record.